Molecule: messenger RNA, 1540 nt
Organism: Pieris napi
Lineage: Eukaryota; Metazoa; Arthropoda; Insecta; Lepidoptera; Pieridae
Gene: Hap40
Product: 40-kDa huntingtin-associated protein
Exons: 6
Coding region: 212-1105 (297 amino acids)
Biological process (GO): vesicle cytoskeletal trafficking
Cellular component (GO): early endosome
Molecular function (GO): protein binding
Source: RefSeq, a predicted model, not a curated record
ACUCUGUUUAUGUAUCAGCCUUUGUAAUCUGUGUAGUGUGUGGAUUAAUUAUUUACUAAUAUAAUCGUUUGCUUUUCCUAUUAGGGAUAAGUUAAUAUAAUCAUAAAUCAAUCAUUAUUUACUUAUAACAAAAUGGUCUUCAAAAAUUAAGUCCGAAUUGCUAUAGUAAAGUGUGGGUGUUAUCGAAUUGAAACCAUAAAAUUUUAUAAACAUGUCGACAGACUUAGGUGCUAGUUUCAAUGAACAAUAUGUAAAUAUUAACACGAAGUUGAAGAAGCGUUUUAUGCGCCGACCUAAUAUAUCAGAAGCUACGAACGAGUUCAUUGGUCUUGCAAUCCAGUGUGAGAACUGUGAGCAACCAACUUUUGCUGGGCAAACUUAUAUUGGUGCGGCAAAAUGUGAGGCUUCUGCUGGAAAUAUUUUAGGAGAAGCUGAAAAUUAUAUUGCAGCUGCAAGACAAUUUAUGAAAGCUGAAAAAAAGCUAGUCUCACUUAAAUUUGAUAGUCCAGAUAGAGAAAACUUGGAGGCAGCUAUUGGAUGUUUCUUGCAAGCAUUACACAAGUAUCCAGAAAAAUCUCCACUCCGUGCAUCAAUACUAUUGGAAAUCGCUAAUGAUCUCUUGGAGAUAAAUCAUAAGCUGGAAGCCAUAACAUAUUUUAAACAAGCUUUGGAUAUAAUACAGGAUGAAACUAUGAAACUGAUGUGUAUGAUUAAGCUUUUUAAAAUGCAAAUAGACAGUGGAAAGCUGGAUUUAGCUUUACAAACUGGUAAUUCAAUAACAGAUCUGAAAUGUCAUGUACCUGAAAGAAUAUUAGCUGAGAUACAAGUAAGUAGAGUACUUUUAGCUCUACAUGUGGAAAUGAAUGAUAAGAAUAGGACUGAUUCUUUGAAAAAUCUGUUUACUGACCUGCUUAAUGAUGAUGAAGAAAAUGACACUUUACAAUUUAACCCUGAUUUAAAAUUGAAGCUACAGUCUAUUAUAAUUUCAAGCAACUUGGAGGACCAACAGGCAUUAAUUGCUAUUAGUAUGGACACAAAACCAUAUCUUACCGAUCAACAAUGGGAUUUACUUCAAUCAUUAAUCAGUAAAAAACAAGAAGAUUAAAUCUAUAUUUUGCUUAUAGUAAAUACUAAAUAGAAUAUUGGUAUUGAUAAAAAUAUUUAAUUACCUUUUUAAUACAGUCCACAAUGUAAACUUCCCGAUACCACUGCUGACUACCUGACGCCACAUCUCACAGUUACUUACCUUCAAUAAAUUAGGUGUAAUUCAAAAUUCAUUGUAAUAGAAAAAUGUAUGCAAAUAUUUAGUAUUCGAUUAAAAUAAUAACUAUUAUUCUGUACACUAGUUGGUAUUUUAUAAUAAGUAUCUAAUGUAAUCUUUAUCUUUAUGGAAAUGUCUAGUGUUGGUUACUUUGUUGUCAUGUUAAAUUUUAUUCUUUUCUUUCCAGUAUGCACAAAAUAUGUAACAAAUUGUGUAAGUGUUGUUCAUAACUAUUGUUUAUUUAAAUAAAACUAAGGGUCUCCCAAACGUUUUUAUUGU